UCCGCCCGUGGGAAAGUGGCCUUUGUUUUUCCCACGCGUGCAGCAGCCUCGGCUCCUCCUUCCGGGGACUUAGGAGCUGCACCUAUUUUUUCCGUUGUGGCCCUCAGAAAGGACUUGACAGCCGAGUGAGGAGAUCUUUGGUAUUCUUGGAUUUGGGCUAAGAUGGGAAAGCAGAACUCAGCUGGGCUUGAAGAAGAAAGAGGCCCUAAGGCCACCCAGGCGAGGAGCAGAAGGAAAUUAUGGAAAAGAACAGUGCUGAAGAUCCUGGAUGGAGACACUACCAGGUGGGAUGUCCAGUGCCAGCGCUUCAGGCAAUUCUGCUACCAGGAGGCUGAGGGGCCCCGAGAGGUUUGCAGGCAACUGCAUGCUCUUUGCUGCCAGUGGCUGAAGCCGGAAAGGCACAGCAAGAAGGAGAUCCUGGACCUGGUGCUCCUGGAGCAGCUCCUGGCCGUCCUGCCCCCGGAGAUGGAGCGCUGGGUCAGGGAAUGUGGGCCGGAGAGCAGCUCCCAGGCCGUAGCCUUGGCAGAAGGCUUCCUCCUGAGCCUAGCAGAAGAUGAGAAGCAAGGAGGACAGUUUCAGAGGCAAUACAAAGGGGCUGCUAAUUUUUCCGAAGCAGAGAAAGUGCCAUCCGAUCCAGGGCAGAGGCCAUUCUUCUGGGGGACUGGAUGGGAGAGUGAGGGAGGUGCUGCCUUGCCAGGCAAUGGAAAGACAUUGGCGGGGAGUUCUGGACCUUUGAGCCUUUGUGCAGGACUGGACUCUGCCUCUGAGCCACCGGAUCAGGUUCUUGUGACUCUAGAGGAGGUGUCCGUCUCUUUCACCCCGGAGGAGUGGGCUCUGCUGGAUCCGGGCCAAAGGGCUCUAUAUUGGGAAGUCAUGGCGGAAAAUCGCUGGAAUCUGGCCUUUUUUGAACAGCAAAGCCCGAGAAUAGGAGAAGAGCAGAAAAGAGAAAAUGAAGGAAAAUCAAAGUGGAACAAAAAAUCCAUUGCUUCUGAAGGUGCUGAUUUCCAUGGAAUUCCACUCCAAGAACAAAUUAAUAAAGGAAACAAAAGGAGAAGAUUCACUAAAUGUGUAAAACUCUUAAACUUUGGGGGGAACAAAAACCAUAUUGUACAAGAAACACUGCAUACACAGAAGAAACCAUAUUUAUGUUCACAGUGUGGAAAGAGCUUUAGGUGGAGUGCAGAAUUUACUUCCCAUCAAAGAAUACACACAGGAGAGAAACCAUAUAAAUGUUCAGAUUGUGGAAAGAGCUUCAGGCUGAAUGCAGUCCUGAUUUCCCAUCAAAGAAUCCACACAGGGGAGAAACCAUAUAAAUGUUCAGAAUGUGGAAAGACCUUCAGCCAAAGUGGGAAACUUGCUUCCCAUCAAAGGAGUCACACAGGAGAGAAACCGUAUAGAUGUUUAGAGUGUGGAAAGAGCUUCAGGUGGAGUGGAGAUCUUACUUCCCAUCAAAGAAUCCAUACAGGGGAGAAACCAUAUAAAUGCUCAGAAUGCGGGAAGAGCUUUAGGCAGAGUGGAGAUCUUACUUACCAUCAAAGAAUCCAUACAGGGGAGAAACCAUAUAAAUGUUCAGUGUGUGAAAAGAGCUUCAGUCAGAGCUCACACCUUUCUUCUCAUCUCAGAAUCCACACAGGGGAAAAACCAUAUAAAUGCUCAGUGUGUGGAAAGAAUUUCAGGUGGAGUACACAGCUUACUUCCCAUACAAGAAUCCACUCAGGGGAGUAACCGUAUUGAUGUUCUGACUCUGACUUUUCUGCUUUCAUCAGUGAAAGUGGAAAUGCAGUACCUUGCAUCACCCAGAAUAUAUACCUGGGGGGAAGAGCUGCCAGUGUCCGCCUGAUUCAAACUAGACAAAACUGUGGAUACCACAAGGGCAUCUACAUGGUCCAAAAAGGCCCUGAGGCCACCCAGGCUAGGGGCAGAGUGGAACUUGGGGAAAUAAUGGUGCAGAAGGCCCUGGAUGGGAGCACCACCAGCGGGGAUGUACAGCGCCAGCGCUUCAGGCAGCUCCACUACCAGGAGGCCAAGGGGCCUCGACAGGUUUGCAGCCGACUCCAUGAUCUUUGCCGUCAGUGGCUGAAGCCAGAACAGCACUCGAAAAACCAGAUCCUGGACCUGGUGCUCCUGGAGCAGUUCCUGGCUGUCCUGCCCCCAGAGAUGGAGAGCUGGGUCAGGGAAUGCGGGCCGGAGAGCAGUUCCCAGGCGGUGGCCCUGGCAGAAGGCUUCCUCCUGAGCCAGGCAGAGGAGGAGAAGCAAGGAGGACAGUUUCAGAGACCAUCCAAAGGGGCUGCUGAUUUCCCUGAUGCAGAGAAGGCACCAUCCAAUCCAGGGCAGACGCCGUUCUUCUGGGGGACCAGGUGGGAGACUGACAGAGGUGCCACCUUGACAGGCAACGGGAGGACGCUGAUGGGUGGACCUUCGAGCCGUUGUGGGGGACUGGAAGCAUCUCCUGAGCAACCAGACCAGGGGCUGGUGACUCUCGAGGAGGUGUCUGUCUGUUUCACCCAGGAGGAGUGGGCUUUGCUGGAUCCAGGCCAAAGAGCCCUGCACUGGGAAGUCAUGGAGGAGAAUUACAGGAAUCUGGUCACUCUCGGGCAAGAAUGCCACAGAAGGGGAGAAGAGUGGAGAGGAGGAACUGAAUCAAAAUCAAAGUGGAGGAAGGAAUCCAUUGCUUCUGAAGGCGUGGAUUUCCAGGAAAAUUUAGUCCAAGAAGAAAUUAAAAAAGGAAAGAAAAGGAGUAAUUUCACUCAAAUAAAGGAAACAAAAGGGGUAGCUUCACUCAAAAGGAAUGAAAUUCGGGAAACACAGAAGAAACUACUCACAUGCUCACACUGUGAAAAGAGAUUCCGAGGGAAGGACAGCCUUAUGCAACAUCAAAGAAUUCAUACAGGAGAGAAACCGUAUACAUGCUCAGUGUGUGGAGAGAACUUCAGGUGGCACGCAGAACUUUCUUCCCAUCAAAUAGUCCACACAGGGGAGAAACCAUAUAAAUGCUCCGUGUGUGAAAAGAGCUUUGGUCGCAAGGAGACCCUUGUUUCCCAUUACAGAAUUCACACAGGGGAAAAACCAUAUACAUGCUCCGUGUGUGGAAAGAGCUUCGGUCGCAAGGAGACCCUUGUUUCCCAUCAAAGAAUGCACACAGGGGAGAAACCAUAUACAUGCUCUGUGUGUGGAAAGAACUUCAGGUGGAGUGGAAAACUUACUUCCCAUCAAAGAAUGCACACAGGGGACAAACCAUAUCAAUGCUCAGUGUGUGGAAAGAGCUUCAGGCUGAAUACAGAUCUUGUUGCCCAUUACAGAAUCCACACAGGGGAGAAACCCUAUCAGUGCUCAGAGUGUGGAAAGCACUUUGGAAGGAAGGAAAAUCUUAGACGACAUAGAAGGAUCCACACAGGGGAGAAACGAUAUACGUGCACAGAUUGUGGAAAGAACUUCAGGCAGAAUGCAGGCCUUAUUGCCCAUCAAAGAAUCCACACAGGGGAGAAACCGUAUCAAUGCUCAGAGUGUGGAAAGAGCUUCAGAAGGAAGAAUAACCUUAUACAGCAUCAAAGAGUGCACACUGUGGGGGAACAACAUAGAUCCUUAGAGGUGGAAGGAGCUUCUCCAAGAGUGGAAAACUUGAUUCCCAUCAAAGAACCCACAGAGGGGGGGAGAAACCCUAUAAAUGCUCAGAGUGUGGAAGAAGCUUCAGGCCCUGUACAAAUCUUGCUUCCCAUCGCAGAAGCCAUGCAGGAAAGAAACGGUAUCAGUUCUCAGAGUGUGGAAAACCUUUCAGGUGAAGUGGAAGACUUACAGCCCAUCACAGAAUCCACACAGAGGAGUAAUCGUAUCAGUGCUCAGGGUGUGGAAAACCUUUCAGGUCAAGUAGAACACUUACAGCCCAUUGAAGAAUUCACACAGGGAACAAACCUUACCUCCCAUCUGUGUGUAGAAACCUUGCUUCCCAUCUGUGUGUGGAAACCUUAUUUCCCAUCUGAGAACUCAUGAGGAAUUUUCUUCCAUCAGGGUACACACACUGCACUCCAUUAAAAUUCCUGCUUGCUGAUGUAAUCGCAGAAAUAUCUUUUCUUAGACAUCAAAGCUUAAGAGACUUCAGUUCAGUAUGUCAGGGCUGGCCCAGGAUUGUAUAGCUUUAUUUGGCUGCCUUGGGCCUCUCUCAAAUAGUCACUGGCCCCUACACAUGAAAGAGGCCACACCUUGAACUUCAUCUUCUGUACUGAACCUUUGAGGAGCGGAUUUCCUUCUGGCCUGGAGAUUCAGCCUGAACCAUGGUCUGACUAUUAUCUAUUGACAAGAUACUCUUCAUCAACCUCUUCUUCUCUUGGGGCAGAAGCUGACCUCAGGGUUUACUAUGAAGCUGGCUGGCCUAAAGAGAGCUGGAAGACGUCUAGAAGGACACUGACAGAAAACUUGCACUGAAUCAGAUACAGCUCACUAUAGAUCCCAUGAAAAGACCUAUGAAGCAGUGGUCAUAGCAGCAGAGAAAGGUUAUGACUUUAUAUCCGUAGCACCGUCUGCUUCACAACUACCACAGCUGUUUUAGGUGUCUCAACCCCUUCUGACUUUUGAACCUUUAUUGUCUCAAGGAAAGACAGCUGUAAUACCUUUGCAGUGUUUUUUGCUGAUGAAAUAACAGGAAUAUGCAGUGAUCUGGAUGUCAGCUGUAAUUUAGGUGAGGCAGAAGAAAUGCUUAAUACACUGUCCAGUCUGCUGAUGGACCGUUUUGAUCCACUUCCAGUAACAGACAUUGACAGGUCCUUCCUAUAUACCAAAUCUGUUGAGCUCCUUGUUCCAGACAAGUUGACCCUUAAGUUACAACUGAAUUCCUUCUUGAGUUUUUUUUCAGUCUAUGUUCCACCUGGCAAGCCAAAUAGUGGUGCACAAAAUUGGAUUCUUCUGGGGAAAAUAUUUGAUGAUACAUAAAAUUAUUACAAAACCUGUUAAUCUUUAUGACACAUGAUUUCAAUCCAAGGAUAAAGCAUGAUGAAGAGAAGAAAAUCAAACUCUUUUUGUUGGCUGUUGGAUGGUGUUGAAGUUAAACCAGACUUUGUUUAGCCUGGCAUUCUUCUUUCAUGUAACCUGAAUUGGAAUUCCCACCAAAAGGCAGUGUGUAAUAAAAUUAAAUUCAGUAUUGGAGCUAUUGUAAACUUUUUUUAAUACUAAAGGCGGCAAAUAUAUUCUGGGAGGUAGUCAAGUUUUUAAUCUAAACUUUAUUCCGAUUGUUCUUUUUGGUGCUAACAUUUGAGGGAAUUCAGUCAAUAAAGCUUUAAUUUUUGUGAAGAAUUCAAUCAAUGAGUCUAUAGACUGUCCUCUUCGAUUUUUGUGAAGGUUGCUAAAUGUUCCACAGUGCAUUGCAAGUGUUGUUCUCCAUGCUCAAUUUGGUCAAAGGUCUCCUGAACAUGGUUGUUUACUUUUAAACUGGGGCUCAAUUUUUUCUGUAGAGUAGAUGGAUAUUUAGGUCUUUUGAAGAACGAUUCUUUUACGUCCUCUUGUCAAAAGGAUCUAGGUGAGAAAUAGUCAUUGAUUUGUUUAUCUUUAGAUACGAUUAGUGAACUUGGAAAAAUGGAUGUUUUUACCAUAAUUAAAAAAAUAUUUAAAAUAUUGAUUAUGCUAGCAGGGCGAUUCAAGCUCAUCAUGCUUUCUCAUUUCAGUUUUUUGUACUCCUUCCCCAAGACUUUUGCUGUCAUAUACUUAUUUGUGGACAAUCCCGUGUUUUUUAAGGGCUUUCGUUCUUGCUAUAUUAAAUGCCAUCCCUUUUCAUUUAUGAAAGGCAAAUAUAAUAAGCUACCUUGUUCAGAAAGGAUUUGUUUGUGCUCCUCUGUGUCAAUUGACUCUCUAGCACAUAUGCUAUUGGAAUGUCCCUUUUAUGAGGAUCUAAGACUGCAUUGAGUUACUCCUCUUUUAAUCAACCGGUCUGGAUUAUGUGUCCGAGUGUACGGAACAGGCCUAUUCAACUCCUAAGAUCCUGGGUAUUGUCGCUGGACUUUGGUUACUCUGUAAGUUCUCACAGGCUUGGCUCCAGAGGAAAAAAAUGUGCUGGUUUGUUCAUUUCCAGCACCUGUGGGCCUCUGUCGGUUCUCAGGGGAGCAACCUUGAGGAGCCUGGCUCUCACCCUCCCCAGAUGUGCUCCCUGAUUUCACAUGGCUAACAUUGCAAAGUACGCCCUGAUUGGCUGUUUGUUUGACAGCAUGGCGUCAGCAGGGCAGAAAAGCUGGCUCCCUGCUGUACACAGUUCCCCUCUCCAAAGUAUUAUUCUUUUACUAUCAUGUGUGAGAGAAGAUCCAUGCCUCUUGCCAUCAAAAUGCCUAGACUAAUGGUGAGGACGUCACAGCCAAGAAGCUAUGUCAGAGAAGCGAUGAUAACAAGUUUUCAAGUGUUUAGUCAGAUAGUUUUAGCUAGCAAUAGUAAGUGUUAUUUGUUUUACCUUGCCUGUUGUCUAAAGAGUGCUUCAUGCUUUGCAAACGCUCUCUAAAACCUGUAU
Messenger RNA from Eublepharis macularius, 6481 nucleotides. RefSeq names its product zinc finger protein with KRAB and SCAN domains 7-like. Gene Ontology annotation, biological process: regulation of transcription by RNA polymerase II. The transcript is spliced from 12 exons. The record is from RefSeq and is a predicted model, not a curated record. Lineage: Eukaryota; Metazoa; Chordata; Lepidosauria; Squamata; Eublepharidae. Gene Ontology annotation, molecular function: DNA-binding transcription factor activity, RNA polymerase II-specific; RNA polymerase II cis-regulatory region sequence-specific DNA binding.